AUGGCCGCCGUAGCUACUCCUGCUGGGGGAUUUACUGUUGUGACUCAUACAACCCCACAACAUGCACAGCAGCCAACUAGUGGAAUUGCGCCAACCGUCGACCAUCAUAAAUUCCUGAUUGGAAAACCAAUGGCCCUGGGGACGGUUCAAAUAAUGAUCGGUGUGGUUGUACUGCUGUUCGGUGUGGUGACUGCAUUUAAUGCACAAACUAUUUCCAUCUUCUCUGGUGUCAUGUUCUGGGGAGCAAUCAUUUACAUGGUCGCAGGUGGACUCACUGUGGGAGUCAGUAAGUCCCCGAAUUUGUGCUUGGUCAGAGCAUCACUGGGGAUGAACAUCUUCAGCACCAUCGCUGCAGGGAUUGCCAUCAUUCUGCACAGUAUUGAUUUCGUUUUCAUCGGCGGCAUCUUCUACUAUGACUGCCGUGACUCCCAAAGCAGGGCACUGGGUAUUGCUGGUGUGAUGCUGGUGUUGUCACUGCUGCAGUUCAGUGUCUCCAUUUGUGUGUCAGCCUUUGCCUGCAAAGCCACCUCCUGUUGCACCGAUACUCAGCAGGUGAGAUACAUUCCAAGCCAGGCAUAGUCCUCUAUUCCAACGACCCAUCAGGCUGCCGCUUCACCAAACCCUCA
Molecule: messenger RNA, 626 nt
Organism: Engraulis encrasicolus (European anchovy)
Lineage: Eukaryota; Metazoa; Chordata; Actinopteri; Clupeiformes; Engraulidae
Product: membrane-spanning 4-domains subfamily A member 4A-like
Exons: 6
Coding region: 1-579 (192 amino acids)
Cellular component (GO): membrane
Source: RefSeq, a predicted model, not a curated record